AUUCGCAGAUGUGACUCGGUGAGUAUGCCUGCAGGCCCACUCGCGCGCAGCUGCAUGCAAGUGUUCUUUCAUUCAUUUAUACGCAUACACCCACAGUCAUCAAACACCCAUACUUAUAAUAGACACGAUACUUCGCCUUUCGUUCCGCACACAGGACAAUGCCAGCACACAGGACCACAUCAUCGUGUGCGCCACUGCUUUGGCCACAACAUGACCACCAGUACAAAAGCCCACUCAUUUUGCCUGUGGAUGUGGAUGUGGACGUGGACGCGGGUGAUGGGACGCCUUGGCGUUGGUGCUGGGGGACUAUAAAUCUCCUCGUCGGUGCUCCUUGCCUGUCAGUGCCGUCGUGUCGUGUCAUCUGCACUCGUCUAGAUCUCGAAUCCCCCUCUUCUGAUAUGCCUUUCUCGCAACCUACUGCUGCAAGCUUUCUUCCCGUUCCCUCCGCGUUCGCACGUCUUCAACGCAGCAUUAAAGCUCGAAUGCAUGCUUUCUCUGUUUUCGAAACUUGGGUGCCGAAUAUCCUCACCUUGAAGCGCAGGACUUCUCUUUCGUCCCCCCGCAUGGAAAAAUCGUCCUUCACCUCCCAGGGCGCGAAGCGGAGAUCUUUCCUUCCAUUGCUAAAGUUUUCUUCAUCUUCGUCAUCCUCUUGGUCUUCUGGGGACUCGACCUCCUGUCCGAAAUGUGUGGACUCUGAGUCAAGCGUCGAAUCAACCAUCCCCGAUAUUGUUGUGACACCGGCGAGUUCUAUUUGCGCAGUGCUACCGUCUCCUGUGGGCUUGUUUCGAAACGUGGUGUUGAUUGAUUGGUUCUGACCGUUUCACCUAGCCUCCAAUUGGGACCAAAAUUACCGAUCGCUUCUGGCCUGAGGAAGAUCUUGAACUGCGAGAUGAAGCAGCUGGAAAAGGCAGUUUUUCGUCGCCAGGGAUCGUGAAUGUGUUAUCACCUCCUCCAUAUCACCGACGUUCUCCGAGUCUCAUCGUGAAGCAGGACAACGUGCUAUCUAGGUCCGUUUUUCAAAAUCAGUUCCAGUUGAGGGAAGCUGAC
Messenger RNA from Suillus paluster, 1047 nucleotides. RefSeq lists its product as uncharacterized. The transcript has a single exon. Bases 159 to 815 code for a protein of 218 amino acids. NCBI's taxonomy places the organism in Eukaryota, Fungi, Basidiomycota, Agaricomycetes, Boletales, Suillaceae. The record is from RefSeq and is a predicted model, not a curated record.